This is a messenger RNA of Trifolium pratense (red clover), 1452 nucleotides long. RefSeq lists its product as uncharacterized. The record is from RefSeq and is a predicted model, not a curated record. Bases 113 to 1276 code for a protein of 387 amino acids. The transcript has 2 exons. NCBI's taxonomy places the organism in Eukaryota, Viridiplantae, Streptophyta, Magnoliopsida, Fabales, Fabaceae.
AUAUUUUCUUCAAUUCAUGCACCUUUCCAUCAAUCUAUAUAUCAUCAUCAUUGAAGCAAUUGAAAAUCACUAAAAAAGUAACAAAAGAUAUAUCAUUAGAAAGUUCACCAAGAUGGCUGGAAGAAAAUGGAGCAUCUUGGUGGCCUUAGUUAUCAUACUUAUCUCUAUGGAUGCUGCCAUUGCUCAAGGCCAAGGAAAUGGUAACGGUAACGGAAACAAUGGUAAUGGUAAUGGUAAUAAUAACGGUAACAAUGGUAAUGGUAAGGGAGAUGAUAAGGAAGAAGGGAAGAAGGAGAAGGAGAAGAAGGAGAAAAAGGAGAAAGAACCGAAAAAGAAGAAGAGUCCAAAAGAGGAAUCGUCAAAUUAUCAACAGUUGCCGAAUCUGCCAUCAGGACAGGAGCGAGCGUUUUGCAAAGCAAACACUACUUGUCAUUUCGCGACUCUUGUGUGUCCAGCCGAGUGCCAAACUAGGAAGCCAAAGAAGAACAAGAAGGCGAAAGGUUGUUUCAUUGAUUGCAGCAGCAAAUGUGAAGCCACUUGCAAGUUUAGAAGAGCAAACUGUGACGGCUAUGGUUCAUUGUGCUAUGAUCCUCGAUUUGUUGGUGGAGACGGUGUGAUGUUCUAUUUCCACGGAGCCAAGGGAAGAAACUUUGCCAUAGUUUCAGAUGACGAAUUCCAAAUCAACGCACACUUCAUCGGUACUCGACCACAGGGAAGGACUCGCGACUACACAUGGGUGCAAGCACUUUCUGUCAUGUUCGAUACACACACUCUUGUUAUUGCAGCCAAUAGAGUAACUCAAUGGAAUGACAAUGUUGACUCUCUUACAGUAAAAUGGGACGGUGAAUCAGUAACCAUUCCUACCGACGGUGACGCUGAAUGGAAGAUUACAACCGAUGAAAGAGAAGUGGUUGUGGAGAGAACAGAUGAUACAAACAGUGUUAGAGUCACAGUUUCUGGUUUACUUGAAAUGGACAUUAGGGUAAGACCUAUUGGAGAAAAAGAAAACAAAGCUCACAAUUACCAAUUACCAUCAGAUGAUGCUUUUGCUCAUUUGGAGACACAGUUCAAGUUUAAGAAACCUACAGAUUUUAUUGAAGGAGUUUUAGGUCAAACUUAUAGGCCAAGUUAUGUUAGUCCUGUGAAAAGAGGUGUUGCUAUGCCAAUGAUGGGAGGAGAAGACAAGUACCAAACUCCAUCUCUCUUUUCAACAUCCUGCAAACUUUGCAGAUUCCAAAGGCCUUCAACUAGCCAAGGACUAAUUGCUCAAUACUGAUAAUAUUAUUAAUCAUGAAAAAUAAGAGAUUCUUUGUGGUAGAAUUUGUUACAUGUUUUAUUUUGGUUUCAUUGUAUUGUAUUGUUUCUGGAUAAAUAAGGGCCUAAAAUGUUGCCCAUGAUUGUUAUUUUCGUCGAUAUUUGUUGUUAAUUAAUGUUAAUGUCUUCUUUGUUUUG